This is a messenger RNA of Styela clava, 1552 nucleotides long. RefSeq lists its product as uncharacterized. Lineage: Eukaryota; Metazoa; Chordata; Ascidiacea; Stolidobranchia; Styelidae. The record is from RefSeq and is a predicted model, not a curated record.
UAAGAAAUGAAUUUUUUUUUGUGAAAAAGUACAGUAGAAUAAUAUCAUAAAACACCAGAUAAUUAUAUUUAAUUAUAUUCAGCGAAAUGUGGAUCUUUAUUUUCCUAAUAUUGUGGACAAUACCAGAAAAAGCCGAAGGUAUUUCCUGUUUGUCAUGUUCAUCCGGCUCCUUCGAUGGUGAAGUUUCGUUUUCUUACAGAAGAUUGUGCUAUCUUACAGAUGAAAACACAAAUGUGUAUCAAUCAACCUGUGCCAGCGAUACAGCUACACAAAAAUAUUAUUGCAGGACUCAAAUUCGGCUUUAUGAUGGGAUACCAAACUAUGUAUAUCGUGGUUGUGUAUCAACCUUAUCAGACGAAGACACGACUACUACGGAGAUACCAUCAGGUGACAAGUGUGCAUCAGACAUCAAUAAUUGGGACCCUACUACAAUGAUGAACUGCUAUUUCCACUGUAAUACUAGCGGAUGCAACAACGCUUCAAUCGAAAGCUUAAAAGUGUGUAACAGUGACUGUAGACGAAAUCAAAACCAGGGAUACUGUGAUUACAUCUCUGGAAAAUGCGAUUGUAACAAAGGUAUACAAGGAAACAAUUGCACAGAUUCAUCAGUUGCAAAUAGAAGAAAAUGUGUACAGUGCACAACUGAGCUUGAUCCGAAAUGUGAAGAUAACAUCAUCUCUUCAUAUUGCUCAUCCGGGCAAAGUUAUUGUUCUGCCGUUCACACAACUACCUAUGAUUUAGACGGCAAUAUAGCAAGAUCGGUAUUUUCCAAGUCGUGUACGUCAAGUCCACCUCGCUCGGAAUGCAAAAUAUCAAGAAUUCAUAAUGACCGAGGAAUCAAUACUGCAGGAUACUUCGAAAACACUUGCUACUCAAUUUGCAAUGAAGAUAACUGCAAUGCGAAUAUGAACAACCAAACAGUAACGACUGCAAGAACCUCAAACUCAUUACGAUGCCAACGAUGUUCAAGAUUUGAUGGUCAUGACUGCAAUGGAAAUACGAUAUGUCAGGCAAAUGCAUCGUAUUGCAUAUCGACCGUAGUUUAUGUGAUAUCUAGUUCAGGGUCAUCGUCAUAUCAAUUGAUGAGCGUUAUUCGUGAUUGCGCAACUUCCGACGUCCCAACUCAAUGCACCAGCAAGCAAUUGGGAACGUCGAAUGUCACAAAAGUAACAUGUCAGGAGACAUGCAAAGAAGAUGGAUGUAAUACGGGAUGGCCGGCUAGACCGAAAUGUCACCAGUGCCAAUCAGAUUAUUACAGUUCGGAACACUGCGUCACGGGAUUCUCUUAUACAUUACAAGACUGUUUACCCUAUCAAAAAUAUUGCACGGCACAACGAACCACUAAAAAAUUCCAAGCAGGAAUAAUUAGUUCGAGAAUAAAACGCUCCUGCAGUAAUCAUGAUAUCGGAAAUGGCUGUUCAAGUUAUAUUCACAACAACGUGACGAUAGAGACAUGUAAUCAAACCUGUUCCACAGAAGGUUGCAAUUUGGGAUAUAUUGAUGCUGAGUCAUAUUCACGGGGAGUUGUUGCAGUUUUCCUCCCAUAAAAAUG